This is a messenger RNA of Solea solea (common sole), 3610 nucleotides long. RefSeq names its product WAS/WASL interacting protein family, member 1b (gene wipf1b). Lineage: Eukaryota; Metazoa; Chordata; Actinopteri; Pleuronectiformes; Soleidae. Gene Ontology annotation, molecular function: actin binding. The coding region runs from base 291 to 1874 and encodes 527 amino acids. The record is from RefSeq and is a predicted model, not a curated record. The transcript has 10 exons.
UAAAGGUUUUGGGGAAUUAUUAGAUUCUGCAGAUCAGUUUUACGGCAUGUAGCAAGUAAGAACAGCGUCUGCGUGACUUGAUCAUCUUGAUUAUCUGUGAAAUGUCCGACGGAAACAACACAGCAGAAGGUUGCGACAUCGCCUUACAAUCUGUAUGUGGCUGCUGUUUAGCAUUUUUAUGAAGAAAGGUGCUUCUUCUACCGUCUUCUCAGCGUACUGCUGAUACGUCUAUGGACACAGGCUGAGGUGCAGCGUCCAGUGCUAGAUUAGAUUAAAGUGGAGAGAGGAAGAUGCCAGUCCCACCUCCCCCACCACCCCCUGGACCUCCCCCUCCUCCCACUUUCACUCAGGCCAACACAGAGAAGCCAAAUCUAAAUCGAUCCCAGCAGCAUGGAAGGAACGCUCUGUUGUCAGAUAUUUCGAAAGGUGCCAGAUUAAAGAAGACUGUUACCAAUGAUCGCAGUGGACCCGCACUGGACAAACCCAAAGGAGGAGGUGGAGGUGGAGGUGGAGGUGGCGGUGGAGGUGGAGGUGGAGGCGGAGGUGGAGGCGGUGGAGGUGGAGGAAGUGGCGGUGGAGGUGGCGGAGGAGGUGGUUUAGGAGGGCUCUUUGCAGGAGGGAUGCCCAAACUGAGGUCUGCAACAAACAGAGACACCAAUGACUCGGGACCCAGUCGAGGACCUGUCCUCCCCCCAGGAGGCCGCUCUAGUGGCCCCAGCCCCUUUGGUGGGAACAGUGGAAUCUCCACUGGUCCCCCUAAACUCCCAGGAGCCCCUGUUGGUGCCCGCAGCAAUGUCCCUGAUCUUCCCAGAGGACGCCCAAACUUCUCAUCCAGACAAGACACUCCAGGAGGUCCACCUCCUCCCAUACCCAACACACCUCGACCAACCCAGAACUUCCUGUCUCGUGGGGGCCCAACUCCACCGUCACUCCCCGGAGGACCCAGAUCCACCCCUUCUUCUGCACCUCCACCUCCCAGUGUUCCUCCGGGGAGACACGGACCUCUCCCUCCAACACCAGGAAGCUCCUCAUCUGGAUCUCGACCAGGCUUCUCUGCACCUCCUCCUCCACCACCAAACAGCAGCCGACCUCCUUUGCCUCCAGCUCCUGGAGGGAGACCUCUGCUUCACGACGACCGCCCCCCGCCACCACUAGGUCCUGUGGGAGGUCAUCGGCCAUCUAUGCCCCGCGACAUGCCCCCUCCACCCCCUUCUGUCAACUCCAAACCUUCUUCUUCUGCCUCAUCGCCUCGUUCCUCACCCAGUGGGGGUCCACCUCCUCUUCCACCAGGGCGACCUGGCCCUCCCCCUCUCCCUCCCACUCCAGCUGGAGGGGAUGACCACGGUACACCUCGGCUACCCCAAAGGAACAGCUCACUCAACAGUCACAGUCCAGUUCCACUUCAUGCCAGGGCAGGACCUCUCCCUCCUCCGCCAAUUGAGAGACCGCCCUCUCUUGGUAGGACCCAGUCCUCUGCACGCACAGGGCCUCUUCCUCCCCCUCCUCCCUCAAAUCGUAACAUUGGUGGGGGCAGUAUAAGGUCAUCGCCUGCUCCUCCCCUUGGUCGGCCAGGCCCUGAUCUCCCUCGUGGUGGACCUGGCGGUAGACCUCCCCUUCCUCCAGACAGGCCAGGGACUGGAGGAGCCCCUACUCCACCACCACCCAUGGGUAACGGCUUCCAAAACUCUCACCACAACCAGAUACAAGAUGAGUGGGAGUGUCGCUUUAAUUUCCACCCAGUGUCAGACCUUCCUCCACCUGAGCCUUAUGUGCCCUUCCAGAAGACCUACCCAAGCAAAAUUGCCAAGACCGACGGCAGAGGUUCUGGUAAAAAGGAGAGAGGAGCACCUCCUCUACCUCCGAUACCCAGGUGAAGAGGAGGUGGCAGCCAUGACAACACCUGGAGCCCCCCCCCCCCCCGUUUUCCUCCUUCUCUCUCUUCCUCUGUUGCCUUCACUGUGCUUUAAGUGGCAGCAUUUGAUUUUGUUUAUGGACUACAACAAGUGAUCUGAAAUACAGUUGACCAAGUAAAAGGACAGACUUACAUCAUACUGUAAACCUCUGCAGCAGCAGAAGGGUAGCAUCUAAAGACCAAAGCCUGUUUCUACUGUGGUACACUGUGUUCAGACAAAACGUCAAAUAUGUACCUCUUUGGGUACUUGAAUAUUUUGUGUUGCUUUUUUUUUUUUUUUUUUUUACACCUAUGUUUUGAGUGGAAGAUUUCUGUUUGGGCUCUGAUGUGGCUGCUGUGACUAGUAAAUUCCUGAUAAACAGUAGCAUUUUCACAAAACUCAAUCAACAUUCUAUUCACUAACAUGUUUUUCCAAUUUAUAGAUUCCAUCACAUUACAUUGCUUGCUAAUAUUGCAUCAACCAGCUGCACUUUUAAAAAAAAAUAAUUCAGACUUAGUCUUGAUAAAUAGCAGAGGUAAAGCCCUAAAAUAAGUUCUAAUGGCAAUAGUAUAGUCAACAUUGCAAUCCCACGAUCAUAAUGUAGUAGUCCAGGGCAUUUAACCGACUUGCUGCCUUCCUCAAGUGUUUUAAUAAGCUGUUUCUCUCUCUCUUUAUAACAGUGUUUCCAUUGUGCCUUUUUCUAUUUAGGAUUCAGCUCCAAAAUGUUAAGGGAAAUAGUAUUUUGUGCCUUUAAAUAAUAUAUACAAGUCAGGUUACCUGGGUUAGACAACCAUUUGUUGAUUUAAAUGUAGGAACAGAAGCAAUAAGGUUGUUUUGGUUGCCAUGUUAUCUGGGAGGGAGGUUUCAAAGACAGGAGACGGGUCUCUCUGAGGGGGGCGUCACACAGUGUCAGUGGAAGCUCAGUGAAAGGAAGUGGAAUUUCAUCACAACCUUGGGAUUUUCCUAAUAAAUUCCUUCGGAGAGAGCAUUUUUAUGCAUUUAAUGCAAUCUAAUAUUUGUUUCUGACAACAAUAGCUGGCCAUCUUUCCUCAAUAAUUUGUUGUUUAUGAGAUCAAAUCACAUAAUCAUAGUUGCAUAGGCAUCUGAGGGGAGGCCCAUAGUCUCAGUCUUUGAAAACCUUUGAUCUAGAAUCUAGAUCUAGUAUUGUCUUAUUUACAGCAUUGACACUCAGACAUGAAACCAACUCCCUGUCAGCGCUGUAUAGAGGAUCAGGGGAAAUAUGCACGUUUGAUUUGUCAAAGCCGUGUGUGCCUUCACAGUAUGUAUGUAUUUACAUCUGCAUCUCUCUGUUGGAACAACUUAACGGUACUUUUAAUUUGAUUGUUACAUGCAAUAUGAGCUUACGUUUGAUGUUCAUGAGAUAUUUUAAAGGAUAUUGUGUUGGUUCACGGCAGCAUUGGUUUACAAUUGAAUUGAUUGUUAUUUUUGCUGUUUUGUUAAAAGCUGCCCUGACCAACCAUGAAGGACCCAUGUAUGUACUUGUAUGAUUUAUCAACUGGUAUUGAAAGAUUGUAAUAUUUUAAGUUAUGUUUAAGAACUGUGCAGUAUUAUGUUUUUGCUUCACCCAGCACUGCUUUGAAAGGUCUGUUGUAUACAUGAUGUAUUAUUAUCAUGUGUUGGUCAAAGAGGCAUUUUCUUUUCGACAAUCACACACAAAAAUAAUCUAUUUACAUUAUAAAUAAAAUGCUUUAAGAUGC